This is a messenger RNA of Drosophila hydei, 2180 nucleotides long. Its product is annotated as proton-coupled folate transporter. Bases 289 to 1812 code for a protein of 507 amino acids. The transcript has 7 exons. The record is from RefSeq and is a predicted model, not a curated record. Gene Ontology annotation, cellular component: membrane. Lineage: Eukaryota; Metazoa; Arthropoda; Insecta; Diptera; Drosophilidae. Gene Ontology annotation, biological process: transmembrane transport. Gene Ontology annotation, molecular function: transmembrane transporter activity.
ACAGUGGAACAAAUACUAUUAAGUAGUAUUGUGUGAAGUGUAAACGCAACUGGACAGAAGUUCCGUUCCGCUAAAUUACGUGCUCUCACACACACAUACACUUACUGAACAUUGUGAACGUCGCAAAUUAUAAAGAGCGCGAUUUGUGUCAGUGCAGAUUAACGAGUUUUUAUUUUGUUUUUUACUUAGUUAAUAACAAUUCAACAUGAUUUGCUAGUUCCUUUGUCUAAACAAACAACUCCAACUUUUGCUGAUACUAAAUAUAUUUAAAAAAGUGAAGCCAAUAAGAUGAGCGCAUCAGCCGAUCGAGAGCCUUUGGUAAACGAGGAGGAGCAAGAUGAGGAACAAGUGCCACGCCUACUAGAUGCUGCCGAGUCACGCUCAGAUAUAGAAGCACCUGCCUUGCCCGUAUCCAAUGAAGACGGCAGCUCUACCAAAUGGUUUAUACUAGAGCCCGCUGUAUUCUUGAUUUUUGUGGGUCGCAGCUUGAUUGGGGCGGUGCUGCAGAAUCAAAUACUGUACCAAACCUGCGUUACGAUCAUGCACUACAACGAAACCCAAUGUGAACCGUUGCUGGGCGUCGAUCGCGGCUCGGAGGAAACAAAAAAGUUGGAAACCGAAGUGCAGGGCUACUCAGCGGACAUAACAAUGGCCAUAUCGCUAUUGGAGAGCAUAAUGCCUGCGUUUGUCAGCCUCUUCAUUGGACCCUGGUCGGAUAAGUUUGGUAGAAGGCCAAUACUGCUAACGGUGUUUACGGGCUACGUAGUAGGCGGGAGCAUCUUGAUGGCCAUAUCGGAGGUAACAAUGUUCCGCAACAUUAGUCCCUGGUGGUUCCUGCUGGGCUCGGUUCCGUCCGUUCUGAGCGGCGGCACUUGCGCCCUAAUCACGGGCAUUUACUGCUACAUCUCCGACGUGGCCAAGGAGCAAAAACGCGCACUGCGAAUGGUGCUGAAUGAGGCAUCGCUGUGCGCCGGCUUGAUGGUCGGCAAUGUGGCCAGUGGCUACAUUUAUGCCGCCACCAAUUCGGUAACGCUGUUUGGCAUUGCGGCCGGCUUGAUGUUUCUGGCGCUGGUCUAUGUGUACUUGUUGGUGCCGGAGAGCUUGCCCGCUGAGGAUAUACAUCAGGGCUCAAAACUGCGUGAAUUCUUUCGCUUUGGCCUGGUCAAAGAUCUGGUCAGAACGAGCGUAUUGCGACGUGACAACUUCGAUCGCGCCUUCAUCUGGCUAACUAUGAUUGCGCUGACCAUAACCAUCUUCAAUAUGGAGGGCGAGAAUACGGUGAAUAUCAUGUUCAUGCGCGAGCAGUUCGACUGGACCAUCAAGGACAUCAGCCAAUUCAACGCGGCACGCAUUGUCAUACAACUCUUUGGCAGCGUGGCUGGCAUGAUACUGCUGCGACGCGUCCUUAAGGUCUCCAUCAUCAGCGUGGCCAUGCUCUCGCUGGCUGCCUGCGUGCUGGAGAGCACAGUGCGUGCCACAGCGAAGUAUUCGUGGGAAAUGUACUUGGGCAUGACGCUCGGCAUGAUGCGCGGUGUUCUGGGACCCAUGUGCCGGGCCAUACUAUCGCAUGUGGCUCCAGCCACGGAUGUGGGCAAAAUCUUCGCUUUGACCACAUCCAUGGAAAUGGUCUCGCCGCUGGCUGCUGCGCCGCUUUAUACAUCCGUCUAUAAGGCCACUGUGGGCUUCUAUCCCGGCGCCUUUAACUUCAUAAGCGUCGGCCUUUUCUUCCUCUGCUACAUUCUAAUGGCCAUCAUCUUUGGCAUUCAGAAGUCGAUGAACAACUCAAGCGUCUAUAAGGUCAUAGGCAGCUAACCGUGCGUUACCUCAAGCCCGGCUUAGGUCAAUUACCAAUACCUUAACGAAAAUGCAAUUUACCUUUUUUGUGAUGUCUAGACAGAAUUCUUUUAUAUACCUAAUGUUAACCGUAGAUAGUCCGAUUUUAUAUCACAAUGUCAAGUAUUAGAUAUUUUUCUUUUUGUAAAUGUGAUUGUGAACGUAACUGUAAUUUCAUUCAAUUAACGUAACUGCCCAUAGGAACUGAACUGUAUAUAAGUGGCGAUAUCUCGUAACUAUCAGCGUAUACAAAGUUGUAAAAUACAAACAGAGGGAGAGGUCAAGCAAAUUGUAUUAUAAAAACUAAAUCAAAUUAAAACGCUUGUAAAAAGUAGGCCAAAUCUAAA